Messenger RNA from Ceratina calcarata, 4846 nucleotides. It is a transcript of the gene Dcr-2, whose product is annotated as Endoribonuclease Dcr-2. NCBI's taxonomy places the organism in Eukaryota, Metazoa, Arthropoda, Insecta, Hymenoptera, Apidae. Gene Ontology annotation, cellular component: RISC-loading complex; nucleus; cytoplasm. The transcript is spliced from 23 exons. Bases 22 to 4509 code for a protein of 1495 amino acids. Gene Ontology annotation, molecular function: deoxyribonuclease I activity; RNA binding; ATP binding. Gene Ontology annotation, biological process: apoptotic DNA fragmentation; siRNA processing; pre-miRNA processing. The record is from RefSeq and is a predicted model, not a curated record.
UGUACAUUAAAUAGAAAAUACAUGUUUAAUAAAAAUGAGCAUUGCAUUGCAUUGCAGAUAUUUGUCAUGACAUCACAAAUAUUAGUGAAUGCACUUUGUCACGGAUAUAUAAAUUUAAACAAAAUAAAUUUAAUUAUUUUUGAUGAAUGUCAUAGAGCAGUAAAUGACCAUCCAAUGAGACAAAUAAUGCAAUUAUUUGAAAAUUGUCCUAAAGAAGAACAACCAAAAGUGUUAGGUCUUUCAGCAUGUUUAUUAAAUUCUAAUAUAAAAUUGGAAAAAGUGGAAACAAUUGUGCAGAAUUUGGAAGUUACAUUUAAUGCAAAAGUAAUGACAUCGACUAAAUUACUUGAAGAUUAUUAUGUUAAACCAACGGAAGAAAUCGUAUUGUACAACAAAUAUACUGUACCUAAUAUUGGUUUACAUAUAAAUAAUAUAAUUAAUGAUGUAAAUGGAAUAUUAGAAAAUAUUAUUUUAAAAGACAGUCUUAAGUAUAUCGAGUCAAGCAAAGAAUUUAGACCAAAAUCGAUGACUAAAAAAUUGAUGUGCAUGUUAAGAAACAUUUUGGAAUUACUUUCAAAUACAGGAAUUUAUGGGGCAAGUAAAUCUACAUUACUCCAUUUGAUUCAGUUGGAGUGUUUAAAGAAGGAGACAGAUAUUGUGGAAACUUCGUAUAUUCAUGAUGUUCUCAUAACUGAAGUAGCUAAAUGUAGAAAAUUAUUAGAAGAAGAAAUGCAAGGUAUUACAACAGUGGAGAAAAUUUACAAUUACUCGUCUGAUCAAAUUCGACAACUUUUUGCGGUACUGAAAGAUUUUUAUACUUCAAUAACAGAUAAUCAACAAUUCUGCUGUAUCAUUUUUGUACAACGUCGUUUUACUGCAAAAGUACUAUAUCAGAUAUUGAAGGAUCUAUCUGAACAUAAUGACGAGUAUAAAUUCUUGCAUCCAGAAUUUAUAAUUGGUUAUUCAAAUGAUCCCUAUAAAAAUAGUAAAGAAGGACAGUGUAUAGCAGAAUGGAAUACUGAAGCUUUACUCAGGUUUAGAAAUGGUUCCUCAAAUUGUAUUGUUGCAACAGAUGUUAUUGAUGAAGGUAUAGAUAUACCAAAAUGUACAUUAAUUGUAAGAUAUGAUUUACCAAUGGAUGUAAGGACCUACAUUCAAAGUAAAGGAAGAGCUCGGUUUGCAACUAGUAAAUAUGUAUUAUUAGUGCCCAAUGAUGACAAAGGUUAUUUAAAACGAUAUCAUCAGUUCAAAGAAACAGAGAAACAUUUGCAACAGCUGUUGGUGGGUAAGACGCACGAACGUAAUAAUCCAACGGAUGCAGAAAUAAAGAAUGAAUUGUAUCAACAUGAGAUAGAACCAUAUACUGUUCUUGGUAAAGAUGGAGUAGAACGGUGUAUAACAGGACAGACAGCAAUUAGUUUAAUAAAUACAUAUUGCGCGUUGUUACUGCGAUCAAAGUUUGCAUAUUUAGUACCUACAUGGUCCCUCCAUAAAAUUAUUGAUGCUGAACAUAAGGUCGAAUAUAAGGUUUCUCUUAAACUACCAAUUAUGUCUGCCGUAAAAUAUGCUAUUUUUGGAGACUCGAUGCGUACCAUUGUUCUUGCAAAAAGAUCUGCUGCUUUGAAAAUGUGUAUAGAAUUACAUAAAUGUGGCGAACUAACUGAUAAUCUAAUGCCACAUACAGCAGAUUCGCUUUGUUGGAACGUAAAUUACUUAUUUCCGAACUGGAUUCAUGAAAAGUCGGAAACUUUGCAAAAAAUUGGUACAAAGAAGAAGAAACGGAUUCAUAAGUUGGAAUUUCCAUCAGCUUUAUAUGCUGCGUUUCCUCGUCCAGAACAAGCAGCAUAUCUUCACAUAAUUAACAUAACACCCAACUAUUGUAUGCCAUACGAUGAUAAUCGGCAUUUAGCAUUUUAUAAUAUAUUUCAUAAUUCUACUACUUUUGGUAUACUUUCUUCGAAAAAAAUGUCAAAGAUUCCAUCUUUUCCAAUUUUUAUGAAUUUUGGUGAACUAAAUAUCACCAUUGAAGUAAAUCAUGAUAUUUUAACUUUGUCCGAAGAAGAGAUUAGGAGUGUAAAGAAUUUUCAUACUUUGUUAUUUAGUGAAGUUCUUCAACUAGUAAAAUCCUUUGUAAUAUUUGAUAACUAUAAUCUGGAUAAUUGUUUCUUGAUUGUGCCAGUUGACGAAACUUGGAAGAUGAAUUGGGAGGUCAUAAAACAAUGUAGAGAAGUUGAAUAUAUACCAGCAUCAGUUCCAUUUAACUUUAAAAGUUGUGAUUAUGAAUUGGCAGUGGUUACUCCAAGUUAUAGAGGAGGCGAUACGUAUAUCGUUACCCAAGUUUGCGAUGAUAUUACGCCGAGCUCAAUUUUUCCAACUGAAAAUUACGAGACAUAUGCUCAUUAUUAUAAGGAAAAAUAUGAUAAAAACAUAAAUAAUUUAAAUCAAUUACUCUUAGAAGUCAAAAUGGUACCAAGAGUAUCCGCUUAUAUAUUACCCAGAAGCAUGAGUACCGAAUCGACGAGACGCAAAAAUACAAAUUCAUCUAAAAAUUUGAAAGAGCACCUAGUUCCGGAGUUAUGCACUAGAAUUAAUUUUCCAUCCGUAUAUUGGUUAAAAGCAAGAACAUUACCAUCUAUUUUGCACAGACUAUCACAACUUCUAAUUGCAGAAGACUUAAGAUAUACCAUUGCUUUAGAAGCUGGAUUAGGAUUGCCAACGAGUGAUGUGUUAUGGGCCCCAUUAGUAAUAACUGUUGAGGAAAAAGAAAUUGAACCAGAAACAGUUCAUACUUCACAACGAACGGUCUCAGCUUUAAAUGAAGCAGAAAUGGACCAUGAUGCUUAUCAUUAUCUGUGGGCAAAAGAUCAAGAAAUACCAAAUUUGUACAGAGACAUCGAAGACACCCAACUGAUUCAAAUCGAACAUUAUUGUCAAUUCAUAAAUGGAACAACUGAUAGGAAUAAUCACGAAAUGAGAGUUAAAAAAAUACAUUUCAUAAAUAAACCGUCAGUACCAGUGCCUCCUAUACAAUUAUUGUCAUUAAAAAAUUCGCGUGGUCCUGAACCUACCCAAAUUAUGCAUGCAUUGACAACCAAAUUGGGAAAUGAUGGAUUUAAUUUAGAGCGUUUGGAGACAUUAGGAGAUUCAUAUUUGAAAUUUAUUAUCUCCGCACUUUUAUAUCACAUGUUUCCUACAUAUAAUGAGGGUUCUUUAACAACAUUAAAAGGAAGAAUAAUUGGAAAUCGUAAUCUUUAUUAUUGUGGAAUUAGUAAAAAUAUUCCUGGUCGUAUGAAAGUUGAUAGUUUUGUACCUUCAAGCAACUUCAUUCCUCCAGCUUAUUCAGUAUUCAGAGAACUUCAAAAACUAUUACUAGAUGAAGAGGUAUCACCAAGUGUUUUGUACGAAAUUGAAAUAUCUAAAUAUGAACAACAUUGUGGUAUUAUAAGCGAAAACACAAAAUGCAUGAUACAAGAAAAGGUGUUGAAUUGGGAGACAGCUGAACUGCAAACCGGUAUGGAACAAUAUUUGGGCGUGCAAGCAAUGUCUGAUAAAACAGUAGCUGAUUGCAUAGAAGCACUGAUUGGUGUAUAUCUCAACUGUAUGGGUAUUAAACAUGCUGCAACUUUAUUGAAAUGGUUUCAAAUUAUACCGAAUGAAAUCGAUAUCACAAAAGUACUGUUUGGACAACAAGAAUUUCCUUUAAUCAAUAAGGAAAGUAUAGAUUCUUUUAUGCCCUGGGCUUCCAGUAUAGAAACAAAGCUUGGAUACAAAUUUAAUAAUAGACAAUACUUACUACAAGCAUUUACGCAUCCCUCAUAUACAGCAAAUAAUGUGACAGAAUGUUAUCAACGAUUAGAAUUUCUUGGUGAUGCAAUACUUGAUUUUUUAAUUACCUGUUAUAUUUAUGAGAACUGUGGAAAUUUAAGCCCUGGUGCUUUAACGGACUUAAGAUCUGCUCUCGUCAAUAAUAUUACCUUUGCUUGCUUAACAGUACGUCAUGGACUGCAUACUGCAUUAUUGACUUAUUCUCCACUAAUGAAUGACAUCAUACAUCGUUUUGUAAAGUUUCAAGAAGAAAGGAAUCACGUCGUUGAUGAUGAGCUUUUAUGGAUUUUACUGGAAGAGGAUGAAUGUAAUAUGGCUGAACAUGUUGAUGUCCCUAAGAUUUUAGGAGAUUUAUUUGAAUCUACAAUAGGUGCUAUAUAUUUAGAUAGUAAUAAAAACCUUUCGGUAGUUUGGGAAAUAAUAUAUUCCAUUAUGCAUAAAGAAAUUGAUCAAUUUAGUAGAAAUAUUCCAAAACAGCCAAUCCGUGUUUUAUACGAAACUCAAGGCGCAGAGCCAGAAUUCCUAACUCCAAGUACUGUUGAUACUACAAAUAUCGUUAUGGUACCUUUAAAAGUAACUAUUGCUGGAAAAAAACAAGUUUUUCAUGGAUUUGGAGCAAAUAAAAAGCAAGCUAAAUGUGCUGCUGCAAAACAGGCUUUACAAAAAUUGUUGCCCAAAAUUUAGAUAAAAAUUAGGAUAUAAUUAAAUUAUUUAGAGAUUAUAUGUACUUGGUUCCACGAGCGAAUUAUGAAGGGUACCAUGAUAAAAUUGUGCACAGAAAUUAACAAUGUAUUCUUACAUUAGCCCAAGGACCAAGUAUCAGUAGUAUAGAAAAUACGAUUUUUUAACGUCUCUUACGAUUAUACCCUUGAUCUGAAGAGUUCUUAGUAUUUAUAAUAAUACCAAGGUCAACGAUUACCAAAGAGUUGACACUUUACUGAUUAUUGUUUAGGAUUAUUUUUAUCAUUAUAAACAUGCAAUGUAGUAAAAAUUAUAUUUUAUAAAUCUAUUUAAAUAGUUA